GCGCCGCCGUGUGGUCAAUAGCUUGUACUACACACAAUCACAUUACCGCCAAAUAAACACAGCACAAGUAGACACAUGACAGGCCUGCCAGCUAAUCGUCCCAGCUAGAGUUGCCGGUACAUAGUUGUCAUCAUGUUUGUUGCGCGUAGUAUCGCGGCAGAUCAUAAAGAUCUAAUUCAUGACGUAUCGUAUGAUUUUCACGGCCGGAGGAUGGCGACUUGCUCCAGCGACCAAAGUGUCAAGGUCUGGGACAAAAGUGAGAACGGAGAGUGGCACUGCACAGCCAGCUGGAAGACACACAGUGGAUCAGUGUGGCGAGUGACCUGGGCGCAUCCAGAGUUUGGACAGGUUCUAGCUUCUUGCUCCUUUGACAGAACAGCUGCUGUUUGGGAGGAGAUCGUAGGAGAGUCCAAUGACAAGCAGAGAGGACUGAGCCACUGGGUAUUUCUUUCCUCCUCUGGACCCCCCUAG
Messenger RNA from Neolamprologus brichardi, 471 nucleotides. The record is from RefSeq and is a predicted model, not a curated record. NCBI's taxonomy places the organism in Eukaryota, Metazoa, Chordata, Actinopteri, Cichliformes, Cichlidae.